CUCCUUUAUUGUAUUUGGUCAAGAAGGAACAAUAAAACACGUGUUACAAGAAAAAAAGGAGAGUUUUAAAAAUCAAAAAAAAAAAUAGAAGAGAGGGUGGGCCCUUUUUUUUUGUUUCCCCACAACUUUUUUCCCAAAUAAAAACUUAGAAAUGGCUGGCACACAAUCGAUAGUGCAAAAGAUAACAUAUGAUUUAGCACUAUGGUUAUUUAAUUUAAUGUUAGAUAUCUUCUUUCGAGAAGUUCGACCUAGAGGAGCACAUAGAAUCCCUAAAGAAGGACCUGUUAUAUUCGUAGUUGCUCCACACGUCAAUCAAUUUGUUGAUCCCAUUGUACUUAUGCGGGAAUGUGGUCGUCGAGUGUCGUUUCUCAUUGCUGAAAAGUCCAUGCAUCAAAAGGGUAUUGGUUUCUUUGCCAAAAUGGUCAAUGCUAUCCCGGUGAUUCGCCCACAAGAUUUAGCCAAGCCAGGACAAGGCCGUAUUCAGUUACUGAACCGAAAGACAGAUCCAUUGCGUAUUAUUGGUAUCGACACCCAGUUUACCAGUCAAUUGAAAGCACGCGAUUCAAUCCUGUUGCCCAAAGGAUGUGGCGUUUCCGAAGUGUUUCAAGUGGUAUCGGAUACAGAGAUCAUUAUCAAGAAAGAAUUCAAAGAAUUGCGUGCGUUGGAAAUCUUGACAUCCAACGAUGGAUCGGCCUAUAAAAUCAUGCCUCAUGUAGAACAAGAGUCUGUGUACAAGUGUGUGCAUGAUGAAUUAAAUAAUGGGAGAUGUAUCACCAUCUUUCCCGAGGGUGGUAGUCAUGACAGAGCUGAAAUGUUGCCAUUAAAAGCUGGUGUCACCUUGAUGGCUUUGGGCGCCAUGGCCAAAUAUGAAGGAUUAGAUGUCAAGAUUGUUCCUUGCGGCUUGAAUUACUUUCAUGCUCAUCGAUUUAGGUCUCGUGCCGUCAUCGAGUUUGGUAAUCCCAUUACCAUAUCUGCUGAACUCGUUCAAAAAUUCAAAUCGGGAGGAAACGAAAAGAGAGAAGCUUGUUCUAGUUUAUUAGAUAGUAUCUACAAUGCCUUGAAAACAGUGACUAUUAACGCUGGAAGUUAUGAAACAUUAAUGCUUAUCCAAGCGGCUAGAAGACUUUACAAACCAGCACACAGAAAACUGCAUCUUUCGCAAGUGGUUGAUUUAAAUAGACGCUUUUUGAUUGGAUACAAUUUGUUCAAGGAUGAUCCCAAAGUAAUUGAUUUGCAGCAACGUGUGAUGGCCUAUAACCAAGUGCUGAAAUACAAUGGCAUCAAGGACCAUCAGGUGUCGAAAACAAACAAUGACGGACGCAGAAUCCUGUGGCUACUGAUUAAACGAGUGAUUAUUCUGACGAUAUUAGCGCUUUGGGCCUUUCCUGGCGGUAUCUUGAAUUUACCCGUUGUGAUUGUAGCCAAAGUGAUUAGCCAAAAUAAGGCGCGAGCGGCACUCAAGAGUUCCUCGGUCAAGAUUGCUGGAAGAGAUGUAUUGGCGACCUGGAAGUUACUAGUGGGUUUGGUCUUGUUACCUACCUUAUAUGCGCUGUAUAGUUUGAUCAUGUUUGUUAUUGUGUUACAGACCGAUUUGGAGUUCAAGUGGAAAUGGAUCUUACCUUUAGCUACUUGGAGUCUUUUACCCUUUGUUUCAUAUGCUAGUUUAAGGUUUGGUGAGAUUGGCCAUGAUAUUUUCAAGUCCAUUCAGCCUACAGUCAUGGCCUUGUUAGAUCCUCGUGGAGCAGAGACGCUUCGCCAAAACAGAGAAAAGCUCUCUAGCAGUAUUACCGAGUUAAUUAAUGAAUACGGGCCCAAAGUAUUUACCGAUUUUGAUGCAAACUAUAUCUCGACAACAACACAACCUUGCAACAUGUAUAGCCCACUUCCAAGUCGUGUAGCGAGUACGAAUAGUAUUUCAUGGACUUCAGGACCUAGUAAAAUCCCACGUAUUGCCAGUGGAUUCUUCAACCAAGUGACACGCAUGAACUGGUUAGACGAUAAGAAUAUUUUCAAUUGGGGCCGUAGUGAAGAUUCGGAUAUGGCAGAUGAUGUAUUCUUCUUUUUGGACAAAUUCUAUAAUAAUAUCAGUGGUCGUAGUCGAAGUGGAUCUGUCAGUGAGUCGGAUUCGAAACCCUCCAGUCGGAAUCGAAGUCGAACUAAUAGUUUCACGAGCCUUGAAGGUUAUAAAGUUGAAGGCAUGACCAGUUUACCUAGUGUAGAAGGGGAAGAGACGAAACCGCUCCUGGUGGCAAGAAAUGUGACAUCCAGGCGUAUGUUUCGUAUUGACGAUGUAGAGGAGGAGGAAGAUGACGAAGAAGAGUUGGGUCAGUUAGCUGUUGCUGAAGGACUCGUUCAUCAAAGUAAAAAACAUGUCUAAAAAUUUGGGACUGUUUAAAAAUUAUUGUUUACCCCACACACACACACACACAUACACACACACAACCCCCAUACACAAAAAUGUAAUACAUACCU
Messenger RNA from Mucor mucedo, 2472 nucleotides. RefSeq lists its product as uncharacterized. The record is from RefSeq and is a predicted model, not a curated record. Gene Ontology annotation, molecular function: glycerone-phosphate O-acyltransferase activity; glycerol-3-phosphate O-acyltransferase activity. The coding region runs from base 152 to 2377 and encodes 741 amino acids. The transcript is spliced from 8 exons. Gene Ontology annotation, biological process: phospholipid biosynthetic process. Lineage: Eukaryota; Fungi; Mucoromycota; Mucoromycetes; Mucorales; Mucoraceae. Gene Ontology annotation, cellular component: endoplasmic reticulum membrane.